GCGGACUUUAGGGUCCUGCCACUGCUACUCAUUGGGUUUGCCAGCUACCAACUGGAUAGAACCAACAUCGCGAGUGCAUUGACGGGUGGUUUCGCAGUGGCCGUCUCCGUGGAUCAAAACACGAUCAACAUUGGAAACCAACUUAUGUUUUUGGGUGUUAUUAUACUUGAAAUUCCCUCAAAUAUGAUGCUUCACAAGAUUGGUCCUCGGAAGUGGCUUAGCGGACAGGUUUUCGUAUUUGGACUUGUAACCUGCUUACAAAUCUUCCUACAUAACAAAGCCAGUUUUCUGGUCACCAGAGCCGUCCUUGGACUUGCCGAAGCCGGUUAUAUCCCCGGUGCAAUGUAUACUCUAUCUACCUGGUAUGCAGCCCCCGAGUUUACAAAGAGAAUCGCUAUUUUUUUCUUCGGCAUGUUUGGAGGAACAGCUAUCUCUCCUUUAAUUGGAGCGGGUUUGUUGAAACUGGAUGGAAAGGCCAAUCUCUCCGGCUGGCAAUGGAUUUUCCUCGGUAAGAUCAAGAAUAUAGUCUAA
Penicillium canescens is the source of this 531-nucleotide messenger RNA. RefSeq lists its product as uncharacterized. Gene Ontology annotation, cellular component: membrane. Gene Ontology annotation, molecular function: transmembrane transporter activity. The record is from RefSeq and is a predicted model, not a curated record. The transcript is spliced from 2 exons. NCBI's taxonomy places the organism in Eukaryota, Fungi, Ascomycota, Eurotiomycetes, Eurotiales, Aspergillaceae. The annotation marks the transcript as partial. Gene Ontology annotation, biological process: transmembrane transport.